GAUUUUUAUCAGAUAAGAUCUCAAGUCCCCUUUUCUUCUCUGGCCUUGUGCCAUGUCUUUGCUGUUUCCCAAGAUGCUACAAAAGGUCUUCCUUUUCUUCAAACUAAUUGGCCUCGCAAUAUCAAUCACUUGGGACACAAUUGGACUCAAAAUAUCCGCUCGGAUCCAUCGCUUUACGUACAAGUCUGUUCCCGACCCGAAGAAUGUCGUUGUCGUCGGCGGCUCCUUCGCGGGCUAUUUCCUGGCGAGACAGCUUGCGGACUCUCUCCCCACCGGCUAUCGAGUCAUGGUGAUUGAGAAGCACUCGCACUAUCAUUUCACCUGGAACUUCCCCCGAAUCACCGUCAUCCAGGGCCACACGAAGAACGCAUUCAUCCCUUACCCGCAGCCAACUUCAGUCAAGCCCGACGGAAUAUACUCCUUCCGCCAAGGAGAGGUCAUCAAGAUCGGAGCCAAGGAGGUGAUACUGUCCGAUGGCUCCAACAUUCCGUUCGAGUACCUCGCAAUCGCGACUGGUUCGCAGGCUCGAUAUCCGGCCACGAUGGACGCCGACGACAAGGCCGGAUGCAUGAAAUUCUUCGAAGAGCGACAAGAACGCAUCAAAGCUGCGCAUCAUAUUGUCGUAGUCGGUGCAGGUGCGGCAGGAGUCGAAGUCGCGGGUGAUAUCAAAACCCAGUAUCCGCAGAAAAAGGUGACCUUGGUCCAUUCACGGGAGCAGUUGUUGAACAACUUCGGACGUGGUCUGCAUGAUAUAGCCAAGUCGGCUCUUGAAGAGCUUGGCGUCGAACUGUACCUGGGGCAGCGCGUCAUAUCUGGUCUGGAGGAUGACAACCCUACCGAAGUCACCAUUCAGAGUGAGAAGGUGCUCCAGUGUGACGCUCUGGUGAAUAUUCCGAAUAUGGUUGAGCGCAACCUGCUGACCACUUCACAGAUUAGGUGCACCGGACAGUACGCUCGCUCGGCCCUCGUCAAGGACGCGUUCCCAUCCUCGGUAUCUCCUUCUGGGUCAGUCCUUGUCGGGCAGACAUUGCAAAUCACUGGCGCUCCUCCGAACGUCUUCGCUUGUGGUGAUGUGAUUGAUCUUCCUGGUCCAAGGUUGGGAAGAGCAGCCGCAUUCCAGGGUAUUAUCGUGGCGCAGAAUAUUGUACGAUCCAUCAGCGGCAGGCCACUGAAGACGUAUAAGCCAGGAGUGGUGGAUACUUCGAUAGAGUUGACACUGGGUUUGGGCAAUAAUGUGACCUAUGUCAAUGACGGAGGCAAGGAGAUGUCCUUCCCGAAGAAAGUGCCAGAUCUCGACAUGCAUGCCGCUCAAGCGUGGAAGAUGAUGGGUGCCAACCCUUUUGAUGAUCCAGAAGAUGUGCAGAAGGACAAGGGACUGGUAGUGUAAAGUAGACCUGCAAAGAGUCACAUCGGCAGCAAGGAGGCCACAUCAGGACAGCUCAUUCCCGACACCAACGUCGACUAGUCCAGCAGCUAGAAAAUCAAAUACAACAUACCAUCACAACUAACAA
Messenger RNA from Exophiala xenobiotica, 1511 nucleotides. RefSeq lists its product as uncharacterized. The coding region runs from base 53 to 1387 and encodes 444 amino acids. Lineage: Eukaryota; Fungi; Ascomycota; Eurotiomycetes; Chaetothyriales; Herpotrichiellaceae. The transcript is spliced from 2 exons. The record is from RefSeq and is a predicted model, not a curated record. Gene Ontology annotation, molecular function: flavin adenine dinucleotide binding; electron-transferring-flavoprotein dehydrogenase activity. Gene Ontology annotation, cellular component: cytoplasm.